CGGAUUUCCAGUGACAACUUUGACAGAGAUCGACUGGCGACGGAUCCGACGCUAGCAGUGAUUGACACUCGUGUUGCGCAUCUAUCUGCUGUCCCUGGCCGAAUGGAAUGCCCCCUUUCUCUCGAGGGCUGACUGCCGAUGAAUCCCUCGAUGACGGGCCCCACGACGGCAAUGUUCUGACCACCAAAGGGCAAUGAAUAGCCUCGACUGACUACUCCGUUUGAAUGCGGCCCUGUACGCGCCGUCGCUCAUUACGCUUGCCUUCCAUUCUCUCAGCUCUGGCUUUCGACAGGCUUGAUUCUAGUUGGGCGCCGCCUGGAUGAAGAGCCUACGAUGUUGCCGCUCGUACAGAUGCACCAGAUGGUGCAACCGCAGCUUGAUUUUGUCGCGCCUUACCAGGCACACAUGAAACUGGACUACUUGCCGCAUCAGCACGGAUCCCACCUUCCGCGGCCGCCGCCCUCGCUCCAGACUUCGGAUUCGACGCCUCGCGUGUUUGCUAUACGCAGCGCCCAUCAAGCUCCAGCUCUGCACCGAAUCACAACUACCUUCAGCCGGCUGCAUGCACAUGACCAGGCCGAGCACUCUCUCCGGCGGAAAACGCCCAAUGGCACCAUCGACAACGGGUACGAUGGGUCGUUAACUCAUAUGGCUUCGGGUCCUCCGCCGCUCAAACAUAUGAUCGUGCCAGCUUCGUCCAAGAUCUUCCCGACUGCCGUGUUGCAAAGCGCCGGCACGCCGCCCGGCCGCACUGUACUGCAACAGCCCUCCACAGGCGCGUGGCCGUACCACGCGGGGGCACCCGCAGCUAGAUUCGAGACUGGGGCUAGGAAUUUGAACGGCUCAACUCCGACGCCGAGAGGAUGGGAAAUUGGACCGUCAAAUGGGCCCUUGAACCCUGGCGCGGGAGACGGCGCAAACUUCAUGCAGCCGCUGCCCCAUCACGGUUUUCACACGCCUUCCGGCCUGCAGCCACUCCUCGGUCCGGGAUGCCAGCAAUCCUUGACUCAGACGGUUUACAGUCCUAACGGCUACCAGCAGCCCGCCGUGUGGAGGGACGGCAGUCUUGGCUAUAGGACCUCGAUUCCAUUGGCAAACGGCUACACACCGCAGAAUUCUGUCGAUGGCGCGUUCAUGCCAUCGCAGGCCACGAUACAUCAUGGAUUGCCUAAUGCGCAGGGACUGGGUCAGGCCCAGCAUUUUGGCUUGCCGCUACCGGGGCGUCCUGUCGAUGACGGUUUUCCCGGUCAUGGCCGGAGCCUCUCGGCGCACCAUGCCGCUUGUGGCGGGCCAUUGAAUCCCGCGGCUGGAUAUGUCGCCAAGGUUUCCGUUGCAGGUGAUAUCAACUCGCCAGCUCGCUUUAAAGAGAGGGCGCUUCAGAACGCCCACAAGACCUAUAACGAUCUUUUGCUUUAUCUCACCAGCACCAAAAAGAGCGCCCAUGGACGCAGCGGUUCCAUCUCCAGACCACCAUCCAAAAUGGUGGUGUAUCCGAAGCCUUCUACUACACCGGCAGGCCCGGGCAGCAAAGCCCGGCUGGUCACCAUCCCCGCUGACCCAUUCACAAACUAUUCGCAACAACUAGCCCAAAAGGAUGGUGCCGCCCGAGCGUUCAUCAAUGGUCAAAUGAUGGGGGAAAAUCCAGCGGUUGCAGCAGAGAUUCUAGGCGGACAAGGGCAGCACAGAAAUCCUUACCAGACCGCCCAUUAUCAACGGUUAUAUCAUGACAUUGGUUCACCCUCGCCAGUCUCAAACGCCAAGGCUGCGUUAGAGAUACUCUCAACCUUGUGCGAGCAGAGCGGCUGGAAAUGGGUCGAGGGAAUGCUUCUGGGUGGCUGCCUUCACUACGGUCUGGAGCACUACGAAAAGGCGUUGGAAUGGUUCAAGCGGAUCGUGAAUCUGGAUGCGAGCCAUGUAGAAGCCAUAUCCAAUAUUGCCGCGACACUGUAUUGUCUUAACAGGCAAGAGGAGGCGGAGCAGCAUUGGGUGCAAGCGAUCAAGUUACGCCCCGGCUAUCUCGAAGCGGUCGAGCACCUCGUCAGCCUCCUGUGUUCCAUGCAAAGGAAUGAAGAGGCUGUGAACACGAUCGAAUACGUCCAGCGUGCCUUGAGGAUGCCGGGUUCCGAUGCAAUGCGCGAUCAGGCCAGCGAAACGGCCAGCGAGGCGGAUACAGCUUCCAUGGCCACGAUGGAGUCGACUCCAGAUCCAUUCCUACUCGAUUCAGAUAGGACGGACAGCCCGGAGCAGCGCUUUGCUUCAACAGCUGAGGAUAGCAAAGCACCCGGUUAUGGAACGAGCGGCUACGCCAUCCCUGGGAGCGAGAACGGCCGGAUGAUUCUCCUUAUUCACGCCAAGGGGAAUAUGCUGUACUCGUUGAAAGAUGCCGACAGGGCUUCCGAGGCUUUUGAGGAAGUAGUCAUGAUCAGUGCUGGCAGGCAGGUUCAGGGCGUCAAGUCUCUGAUUCGAAAGAUACAGACCGUCUUAGCACCUAGGGAUCCUCGAACAGGUCAACCCCGGGGAUCCAUUCACAAAAACCUGUCGGUGCCGUUGCUUCUGCCGCCAGAUAGGGCAAAGCUCACGGCGCAGUUUGUUUUCUCCUCGACCGGCGGCCAGUUACCUGGGCUACAGCAUCUGGCAGAAGGGGCUCACAAAAAGUCGGUAGUAGCGACGACCAGUAAUUCGCUGUUGUCCUUGGCCAAGAUAUUCCAGGAUGCCAUGUCGAACGGUGGGCCCAACCAGAGUCUUAUCCGUCAACCCGCAGGCGUUGGGGACAUUUUGUCUCUCUACUACCUCUCCCUGUCCCUGCAAGAGAGCCCAUCGACAGCGAACAAUGUCGGCAUCCUUCUUGCAGGCGUGCAGCAAUCCGUCCCACCACAGUACAUUUCCGCUGCAGAUAUGGGAAUAGCCGCCAGCGUUCCGGGGAUUGUCCCCGGCAGCGGGCUAUCUCUCGCACUUGCCUAUUACAACUACGGUCUCACGCUAGAUCCCAAGCAUGUUCACCUCCACACGAAUCUAGGUAGCCUGCUCAAAGACAUUGGCCAGCUAGACAUGGCCAUCUCAAUGUAUGAGCAGGCUGUGGCAUGCGACGGUACCUUUGACAUCGCCUUGACGAAUCUCGCAAACGCGGUCAAGGACCGGGGACGUAUCGGCGAUGCAAUCAAGUAUUAUCAGCGGGCGGUGGCUGCGAACCCUGACUUUGCCGAGGCUGUCUGCGGUCUCUCAACUGCGCUCAAUUCAGUCUGCGACUGGAGAGGUCGCGGCGGUGUUCUGCUUGCGGGUGGGAAAUACGAUCGCUGGCAUGUGGACGAGAACGGUAUGCUUAAAGAUGUGAGGACGCAGGGGCAAGGGAGCGGUCUAAUGAAGCGAGUUGUCGAUAUUGUUGGCCGCCAGCUCAAGGAAUCACUGGCGUGGGGCUGCGGUGCUCUGCAAGAGCAGUCGAUUUUACAACUGGUAGCACAGCUCAGGGAUGCUGGAGCUGGUAUCACAGAUGAGUCCCUCAACUUGGGGGCUGAACUCCGAAAAUGGGCGGGAAGGCCGGGCGAGGGAGCACGCAUUGUGCGUCUUAUUGAGCGGUCGACGAGCGUUGCCAUGCGUUGCUGGUAUCGCGAUAAGCACAUCAAGGGCAUCCCAUCACCAGCCGGAUAUCGCCGGCCAAAGCCGCCGGCCAGCCUCUCAAUCCCUUCGGCGCCGACGGUUCUACCUUUCCAUACUUUCACUUGCCCGUUGCCUGCUAAAGAAAUCAGAACAAUCUCGCAAAGGAACGCACUAAGGAUAUCGUUCUCGACACUUCGAUCGCCCUGGAUCCCUACCACCGUCUAUGAGCCUCCCGACCCGCCCAGCCCGCAUUUGAACGUGGGAUAUGUAUCCUCUGACUUCAAUAACCAUCCCUUGGCACACCUGAUGCAAUCUGUCUUCGGCUUCCAUAAUCCCAAGCGUGUCAAAGCGUUUUGCUACGCGACAACGGCCAGCGAUAAGUCGAUCCAUCGCCAGCAAAUUGAGCGUGAAGCGCCAGUCUUCCGAGACGUUAGCACUUGGUCGCCGGACAAGCUCAUCGAGCAGAUCGUUCAAGACAAGAUCCACAUUUUGGUCAAUCUCAACGGCUACACUAGGGGAGCACGCAAUGAGAUAUUCGCAGCACGUCCAGCCCCAAUCCAAAUGUCGUUUAUGGGCUUCGCAGGAACUUUGGGCGCCGAAUGGUGCGAUUAUCUCCUGGCCGACUCGACUGCCAUCCCUCCGUCGACGCUCCGUCCUCAUCGCAGUAAUUUGACGUUAGGAGACGUUUUCCGCGAUGAAGCAGACGCUGAUGCGGAGGAUUGGAUAUAUUCCGAGAACAUCAUCUUUUGUCGAGACACGUUCUUCUGCUGCGACCACAAGCAAUCAGCUGACGGGCACAACGAAAGGGAUAUGACGUGGGAAGAGGACCAGCAGAGGCGAUGGAAGAUGCGCAAGGAGCUGUUCCCGAAUCUCCCGGAUGACGCCGUCAUUCUAGGGAAUUUCAACCAGUUAUACAAGAUCGACCCAACCACGUUCCGCCUAUGGUUGCGCAUCCUGGCGCAUGCGCCGAAAGCAUACCUCUGGCUACUUCGGUUCCCCGAGCUCGGCGAGAUGCACCUACGGCGCACGGCCCGCGACUGGGGCGGCGAGGGCGUCGCCUCCCGCAUCAUCUUCACCGACGUAGCGCCUAAGCAGCAGCACAUCUCGCGCGCCCGUGUAUGCGACCUGUUCCUCGACACGCCCGAGUGCAAUGCCCACACGACGGCGGCCGACGUCCUCUGGUCCAACACGCCGCUCCUCACGCUGCCCCGGUACGAGUACAAGAUGUGCUCGCGCAUGGCCGCGUCCAUCCUCAAAGGCGCGCUGCCCAAGGGACCGCAGGGCGACAAAGCAGCGAGCGAGCUCAUUGCCAAGGAUGAGGCCGAGUACGAGGAGUUUGCGCUAAGGUUGGCCAACGGGCUUGCGUAUCGCCCUGUUCGGGCGGCAGGUGGGCGAGGGGCGGUCUACGGUGAAGGUGUGGGCCGGCUGGCGGAACUGAGGAAGUUGCUCUUUGAGAGCAAGUGGACUUGCGCGCUGUUCGAUACGAGGCGGUGGGUCAGGGAUUUAGAGGAGGCGUAUGAGAAAGCUUGGGGCAGGUGGGUGGACGGGAUCGGGGGUGAUAUAUACCUUUAAGAUGAGCCAUGGAAUGGGUGUUGGAAUAGGGUGGAAUGGGUUUCUAUUGCUUUGAUUAGACUUGGUAUAUUUUGCCUCGGGGUUUCUUUACUCUUACUCGGCAUGUUUGUUCCAAAGGCGGGUUUGGAGGAUAUGCGCUGCUUUAUCGACG
Molecule: messenger RNA, 5317 nt
Organism: Canariomyces notabilis
Lineage: Eukaryota; Fungi; Ascomycota; Sordariomycetes; Sordariales; Chaetomiaceae
Product: glycosyltransferase family 41 protein
Exons: 4
Coding region: 334-5166 (1610 amino acids)
Biological process (GO): protein O-linked glycosylation
Molecular function (GO): protein binding; glycosyltransferase activity
Source: RefSeq, a predicted model, not a curated record